AAGAUUGUCGACAUACGAUUACUUGGUCUUGGUAAUUUUAUCCAACAAAUAUUUUAUUUCAAUCGCUUUUGAGUCAGUAUACGUCUGUCAUACGAAUUAGAAGAAUUUAAAAGUCAGUUAACUCGGUUUUAUUCUUCUUAUUUAAAUUUAAUCGUACAAAUAAAAAUAAUAAAUAGAAAAUAUUACCGGAAAUUUUUUUAUAAUUUAAUUUAAUUAUCAAUGAAUAUUUAUGUUGAUUAGUAGUAGAAAAUAUAAAAUAAAAUACUGAGUAAUUUGAUAAUACGUGAGUUGAUAAUGAGUGGAGUGGUAAUUAGAUAAAAUAUGACUGUAGAAUUUAUUGGCUGUAAUAAAUUUUAGUUUAAGUAUUAAUAUAUAUUUUGUUAAUGAAAAAUUCAUUGGGGAAAUUAUAAAAUGGAUUCAAAGGUCGAUAUUGAAAAGAAAAAAAAUCCACGUGAAGGGAUUAAUCCUUUGAAUGCUUUGACAUUCUCAUGGGUUUUAAAAAUAUUCUGGGAGGGAUACAAACGAGACUUGGAAAUAACUGAUCUCCAUAGACCCUUGAAAGAACAUAAAAGUAGUAUAUUGGGUGAUAAAUUAGCAGCUGCGUGGGAUACAGAAGUGCAGCAGUAUAAUGGAAAUGUUAAAUCUAAGAAAGAACCGGACAGAUCAUUCAGUACUGCUAAGGUCAAGCAUAAAAAAGGCAAGACACCUAGUUUGCAACGAGCAUUGAUCAAAGUUUUUGGUGCUCGUAUUGCUCUUUAUGGAGUUGCGUUGGCUAUCAUGGAACUCGUUUUACGAAUGCUACAGCCAGUAGCUUUGGCGCGGCUUCUUCGGUUUUUUACGUCAUCGGAUGUCAGCAAAACAGAAGCGUUUCUAUACGCCGGUGGUGUGAUACUAUGCUCAGCAGUAAAUAUACUUGUAGCCCAUCCCUACAUGAUGGCGAUUCUUCACAUGGGUAUGAAACUGCGUGUAGCAUGCUGCUCACUGAUUUACCGUAAGUCAUUGAAACUGUCGCGAACAGCUUUGGGAGAGACGACAGUUGGACAAGCAGUUAAUCUUUUGUCAAACGACGUCAAUAGAUUUGACGUUGCUGUGAUAUUUAUUCACUAUCUAUGGAUAGGUCCCGUUGAGACAAUCAUCAUUACGUACUUGAUGUAUCUAGAAGUUGGAGUGGCUGCAAUUAUUGGCGUAGCUUCACUGUUAAUGUUUAUACCUCUUCAGGGAUGGCUUGGUAAAAAAUCAUCGACAUUGCGUCUACGUACGGCAAUACGUACUGACGAGAGAGUACGUUUGACCAAUGAAAUUAUCAGUGGUAUUCAAGCUAUAAAAAUGUACACGUGGGAGCAUCCCUUUAGUAAUCUUAUUGAGAAUGCACGUAAAAGAGAAAUGCGUGUUGUAAGAUAUACAUCAUUUAUACGAGGUGUUAUCAUGUCUUUCAUAAUGUUUACAACACGUCUAUCACUAUUUCUCACUAUACUGGCUUAUGUUUUAUCUGAUAAACAAAUAACUGCUGAGACAGUAUUUAUGUUGACGGCUUACUAUAAUAUUCUACGUCAAACUAUGACGGUAUUUUUUCCACAAGGUAUUACUCAAGUUGCCGAGGCUUCAGUGUCCAUAAAACGACUUCAAAAUUUUUUAUUGUACGAUGAAAUUGAGACAAGUAAUAAUGAUAAUGUUGAUAAUGAUCAAAAGAAAAAUAAGAAAAAUUCACAGAAAAAUAAUAUAAGUUCGAAUGAUAAAGACAAGAAAGAAGAUACAGAUGAAUCACUAGAAAAUUUAAAUGAGGGGUCUAUAACGCUUGAUAAUGUUUAUGCUAAAUGGUUGGACUCUGAUCAUGAAGAUACAUUGAAAGGAAUCAAUAUACAUAUUAAACCGGGUCAAUUAGUGGCUGUAGUUGGGCAAGUUGGUUCGGGUAAAACAAGCUUACUCAAUGCUAUUCUCAAAGAGCUUCCAGCGCACACGGGAAGUAUUGAUGUAGGUGGUAAAAUUGCUUACGCGAGUCAAGAACCCUGGUUAUUCGCUGGUUCAGUAAGGCAGAAUAUACUCUUUGGGCGUCCAUGGGAUGCUAGGAAAUACGAUAAAGUCGUCAAAGUAUGUCAGCUGAAACGAGAUUUUUCACUAUUCCCAUACGGUGACAAGACUAUUGUCGGUGAACGCGGUGUAAGUUUAUCUGGUGGACAGAGAGCGCGUAUCAAUUUAGCGCGGGCUGUUUACUCGGAUGCACCGAUAUUUUUACUAGACGAUCCACUGAGUGCAGUAGACGCGCAUGUGGGUAAACACAUGUUCGAAGAGUGUGUUGAAAAAUACUUGAAUGGAAAAACAAGAAUACUAGUGACACAUCAGAUACAAUUUUUAAGCAAUGUCGAGAAGAUAAUUGUCAUGAAGGAUGGUGCUAUUAUUGCUGAAGGCAGUUACAAUAAACUAGUGGAGAUGGGGGUUGACUUCGGUCGUUUACUUGAUUCAGCACCAAGAGAAGAUGCAGAAGACAUGUUGGCACUUUCAGGAAGUCGGAGCAAUUCACGACACGCGAGUGUAACAUCGUUGAGUUCAUUCAUGACUAACGAGACUACGGGUCAGGCCCAAGCCGAGCCUGAAGAAGUUGCUGAGAUGCGCACUAGAGGAUCUAUUGGAGGGCAUGUGUAUUCAUCUUAUUUCAAAGCUGGUGGCAAUUGUUGUUUAAUUUUUAUGGUGAUAGUAUUGUUUGUUGGAGCUCAAUUGGCUGCAAGUGGUGGGGACUUCUUUGUUGCAUUUUGGGUGAAUCUAGAACAAGAUAAUAGUAAUAAUUUCACUUUCAGCAACUUAUUGCGCAAUUCAAGUGGAGUGAACAUAGAAAAAACAUCUGGGAUAUCGGAGCAGGAUAGAUAUAUUUGUAUAUAUAUUUUUACAGCGUUGACGGUACUUACAGUUGUGAUAACACUUAUGAGAUCUUUUGCAUUUUUUGAGUUAUGUGUACGUGCAUCUAAACGCUUACAUGAUACAAUGUUUCGUAGUAUUAGCCGUGCGACGAUGAGAUUUUUCAAUACAAAUACAUCAGGGCGUGUGUUGAAUCGUUUUUCCAAGGACAUGGGUGCUAUUGACGAGUUACUGCCAAUCGCCAUGAUUGAUUGUAUUCAAAUUGGUCUUUCACUCAUCGGUAUUAUUGUCGUUGUUAGUAGUGCAAGUGAAUGGUUGCUGAUACCCACAGCAAUUAUUGGUGUUAUAUUUUACGGUUUACGGGUUAUUUAUAUAUCAACAAGUCGUAGCAUUAAACGACUCGAAGGUAUAACAAGAUCACCGGUAUUUAAUCACCUAAGUGCAACAUUACAGGGUCUACCGACAAUACGUUCAUUUAAUGCAGAAGAAGUACUUACUAAAGAAUUUGAUCACCAUCAGGAUCUCCAUUCCUCCGCGUGGUAUAUUUUUAUAGCAUCGUCACGUGCCUUCGGUUUUUGGCUCGAUAUUUUUUGUCUUAUCUAUAUUGCCUGUGUAACAAUGAGCUUUUUGCUCCUAUCUGAUGAUGAGCAUAAAACGUUUAAAGGUGGUAAUGUUGGUCUAGCAAUCACUCAGAGUAUAGGAUUAACGGGAAUGUUUCAGUGGGGUAUGAGACAGAGUGCUGAAGUAGAGAAUCAAAUGACUUCGGUGGAGCGUGUGCUUGAGUAUACUAACAUUGAGAGUGAACCAGCACUCGAGAGUUUGCCUGAAAAAAAACCUAAAGAUGACUGGCCGUCAAGAGGUAAAGUCGAAUUUAAACGCGUUUACUUGGCUUAUUCCCCAUUAGAACCACCGGUACUCAGGAAUCUCAACUUUACUAUUGAGCCACGUGAAAAAAUAGGAAUUGUUGGACGCACUGGAGCAGGAAAAUCUUCCCUAAUAGCUGCCUUAUUCCGGCUUGCUGAAAUUGAGGGUAACAUUGAGAUUGAUGGUGUAGAUACCGGUGAAAUCGGACUCCACGAUUUUCGCGCCAAGAUAAGCAUAAUUCCACAAGAGCCUUUCUUGUUCUCCGGUACAUUGAGAAGAAAUCUUGAUCCCUUCGAACAGUAUCCAGACAGUAUACUGUGGUCGGCAUUAGAAGAUGUUGAACUUAAAGAAAUGGGUCUUGAGGGCCACGUUAAUGAAGGUGGUACUAAUUUGAGUGUAGGACAACGGCAGUUAGUUUGUCUUGCGCGUGCUAUUGUUAGAAAUAAUAAAGUUCUUGUACUCGAUGAAGCCACCGCUAACGUUGAUCCACGGACGGAUGAAUUUAUCCAGAAGGCUAUUAGACGUAAAUUUGCCGAUUGCACCGUUCUUACGAUUGCCCAUCGACUCAAUACUGUUAUGGACAGCGACAGAAUAUUGGUCAUGGAUGCCGGUUCUGCUGUGGAAUUUGAUCAUCCUCAUAUUUUACUUCAGAACGAGGAUGGAUAUUUAUCAAAGAUGGUUAAAGAAACUGGCGUAACAAUGAUAGAAGCGCUCAAAAAUGUCGCCAAACAAAAUUAUGAACUUCGUAAUCCACCUGUCACAACCACACUUUGAUACUGAUGUUUGUACUUUAAAUAUUUAACUUUGUAAUCUAAUAUUUUUUUUGAGAUCAACAAGUUAUUAUUAUUAUUAGCGAAUUUAUAUUCCAUAAUUAAUAUAAAUAGCUCUUUUUACAAAUAUUUAUACAAAAAAUUAAUAAUAAUAAUAUAUAUUUAAAUAAAUUAAAUGUGCCUUAGAAAAAAAAUUAAAUGACGAUAAAAAAAAAAAUUAAAUUGUACUUAGUGAUCUAUAAAUUAAAAUUUGAUUCUUUGUAUUAUUAC
Molecule: messenger RNA, 4754 nt
Organism: Microplitis demolitor
Lineage: Eukaryota; Metazoa; Arthropoda; Insecta; Hymenoptera; Braconidae
Product: probable multidrug resistance-associated protein lethal(2)03659
Exons: 5
Coding region: 412-4488 (1358 amino acids)
Biological process (GO): transmembrane transport
Cellular component (GO): membrane
Molecular function (GO): ATP hydrolysis activity; ATP binding; ABC-type transporter activity
Source: RefSeq, a predicted model, not a curated record